AUGCUGGCAGAGGCUCUGCGAUCACUGCUCGGGCGCGUGUCCGCCAGGCCGGGGGCGACACCACCCAUCAGUGUCACGGAAGGGCCUUCCUAUCAGGAGAUAGGCGAGUGGCUGGAGACAUGGAGGAUAGACGCAAGGGUUCCGCCGCAAUGCACCGACGCGGCGCAGCCGGGCCCGGCGCAGGAUGCAACGCGCGCGCAACUCCACGAGGGAGGGCAGGCGGCGGCCGUCGACGGCGCCCCGAGGAGCACGGCCUUGAUUGCGGAGGGGGACUUUUGCGCGUACAGGAACAUGGCCGACGCGGCGCUGCGGGCCAAGAACGACGUGCUGGGGGCGAUGGCGCGACGUCUCGAGGAGGCGGAGGCAGAGCUCGACGCUUUGCGGGGGCAGCUCGUCGUCCAGGCGCGCGCCGCGACGCAGGAUGACGCCACUGAGCCCCCCGGGGACUCUCUCACCGGCGCGGGGAGCGCACACGGCGCGGGGGCGGAGGUGUCCCGGCACAGGCGGAACGGAUCCAUGGCGGGCGAGGAGGAGGCGACCAUGGACCUCCUGCAAGGCCAACUUCAGGCGCUGUUGAGAGAGAAGCAAGCCCUCGCGGAGCAGAACUCGCAGCUGUCGAUCGGCCUGGCAUCACUGCUGCAAGAGAGAGAGAUGAUGUGCGACGCCCUGGCCGAGUACCAAACAGUCCAUCUCCCGCGGUUCUCGGAGCUGCAGCUCGAGCUAGCCAUCGCCAACGCGCAGGUCGCCAUCCACCGCGAGGAGAUCGCCGAGCUCACGCGGCUUGCGACGCCAGCGGCCUUGCAGCGCAUGGAGACGUCCAGGACGCUCCAGCGCCUGCGGUCCCAGCACGCGUCGCUGGUCGCGAGCCUGAUAGAUGGAGCGGACGGCACCAGCGAGCCCGGCAACGCUCCGUCGCCGCUCCCUGAGACGCCAGAACCGCCACAGAGCCAUGCGUCUCGAGGGCCGGAGGCCGUGCCCAAGCGGCUGGAGGCCGACUUGAUGUCCCUGCGGGCGUGA
Messenger RNA from Pedinophyceae sp. YPF-701, 1017 nucleotides. Lineage: Eukaryota; Viridiplantae; Chlorophyta; Pedinophyceae. The record is from the annotation of a GenBank genome assembly.